GUGAGGUAUCAUCCCAGAUGGAGGGGAAUGGAGCGUCAGGAGCCCGGAGCCGGCUAUGUCCCUGUCUGCACUGUCCCAGUGGUCAGUACCCGGGGGGACCAAGUGCCGUCAGUAUUUGGAGACCAUGGCUAAUCACGCCCAAAGAUAUUGCAAGGGAACAACAAAGACAGAUGACAAUAUUGACUGACUCAGAGAGCGAGCAAACUCGGCAUACACCCAGUGCUGACAAAGUCCCGACAUUCCGACACCCUGUCAAACUUCUCUGGCCAAAAUCAAAACAGUUUGAUUAUUUAUAUGAAGAUGCAGCUCAUUUGUUGGCGAAUUUCCCAGUGCAGGCAACAAUCUCGUUUUAUCAGGAGAGUGAUAGUGAAUCAGAAAAUGAAGACAACAAUUAAUCCAAGGCAGGA
Rhincodon typus (whale shark) is the source of this 407-nucleotide messenger RNA. Its product is annotated as protein ripply1-like. Gene Ontology annotation, cellular component: nucleus. Gene Ontology annotation, biological process: negative regulation of transcription by RNA polymerase II; embryonic pattern specification. Lineage: Eukaryota; Metazoa; Chordata; Chondrichthyes; Orectolobiformes; Rhincodontidae. Bases 18 to 395 code for a protein of 125 amino acids. The transcript has 4 exons. The record is from RefSeq and is a predicted model, not a curated record.